This is a messenger RNA of Cyprinodon variegatus (sheepshead minnow), 5260 nucleotides long. RefSeq names its product bone morphogenetic protein receptor type II (gene bmpr2). Gene Ontology annotation, molecular function: transforming growth factor beta receptor activity; ATP binding. Lineage: Eukaryota; Metazoa; Chordata; Actinopteri; Cyprinodontiformes; Cyprinodontidae. The coding region runs from base 724 to 3882 and encodes 1052 amino acids. The record is from RefSeq and is a predicted model, not a curated record. The transcript is spliced from 13 exons. Gene Ontology annotation, cellular component: signaling receptor complex; plasma membrane. Gene Ontology annotation, biological process: protein phosphorylation; BMP signaling pathway; cellular response to growth factor stimulus.
GGGGGGUGGGAGGCGAUCUCCGUCCACUGCUCACCGGAACAGCUAAAGCACAGGCGCCCAUGAGCCGUUGUGUUGUUUUUAUGUUUUCCCAACGGGAAAACGACACGGGACGCACUGAACUAACCGGCUAGCUAUGUGGCUAGCAUCCGUUAGCUUGGAUAGCGACCAGCUUUUGACACACUCGGAUUUUAUUAAAGGUGUCUCUGCUUUUUUUCCGCUUUUUGAGGAAACUGGUUUGUUUUUUUAAAAACAUAUACGUUUGAUGAUAAACUGCAGCUGAAAGGAUUGGUCAUUUAAGCGGUAUUUAGCAGUUUUACCUAAGUUUUGCAGCCCCAGCCAGACUGUCGCCUCGGGCUGCUAGCAUGUUAGCCGCAGGACACAGACGCUGUUUUUCGGACGCGCACAGAUGGAAGAUCCGAUAGAUAGUCGGCGAAUCUGUCCGCUCCUCAUCGGGCUGCAAAGCUGGACUAAUUCACUUCAUUUCUGUUAUUCGUAUUAGCCAAACGACAUCAGCGAUAAGCCAAAAAAACAGCAGCAAAUCCCUGCUUUUUUAUUUUUGUUUUUACAUUUUUUUCUCAGUGUGUUGUGCCGCACUGGCUGGGAGUUCAGUUCAAGUUUAUGGGCUGACUUUGGAGGAGAUACGUGUAGAAAAGGAGGAUAAUCUGCAGUAGAAGAGGACCAAAAACAAGUUCGGAGGAAGAUCCAGUGACAAAGUUCGCCGUUAUGGCUGUGAGCCGAGCUGCGAUGAAAUCUCUGGCAAGAUUUGGGUUUUGCUUUGCUGUCCUGCUGACUUCUGUAGCUGCUGCGCAGGGCGAGCAGAGGGAGUGUGCCUUCACAGACCAGCAGCAGCAGUGGGAGGUGAAGCGAGUGACGGAGGGUGAAGGCUCGGUCUCUCCAGAGAACACCACCAUUCGAUGUGCCAAAGGCAAGCACUGCUUUGGCCUGUGGGAGAAAACCCCUCCGGGUGAACUACAGCUGGUCAAACAAGGUUGCUGGACUCACCUGGACGAUAACCAUGAGUGCCAUGACGACCGCUGCGUGGUGACCAGGCUGCCUUCGCUGAUCCAGAAUGGAACGUACCACUUCUGCUGCUGUGGCAGCGACAUGUGCAACGUCAACUUUACGGAGAACUUCUUGGUGCCGAGCCCCACGCCGCCUCAGUUGAUCGAUGGAACUCUGCGCAAUGAGGAAACGGUAAUUAUCGCCCUGGCAACAGUCUCCGUGCUGGUUGUGGUCGCCGUAGCAGCCUUCUUUGGUUACCGCAUGAUGCACGGCGAUGGCAAACAAGCGCUCCACAACCUGAACAUGAUGGAGUCUGGUGGCUCUGAGAGCUCCCUGGACCUGGACAAUCUCAAACUUCUAGAGCUGAUUGGACGUGGGAGAUACGGCACCGUCUACUGCGGCUCCCUGGACGAGCGGCCAGUUGCCGUUAAAGUUUUCACAGCAGCCAAUCGGCAGAACUUCAUCAACGAGUGCUCCAUCUACCGUCUGCCGCUGCUGGAGCACGAUAACAUCGCUCGUUUCAUCGCCGCUGAUGAGCGGACGGGCCCCGAGGGCCGCACAGAGUACCUGCUGGUCAUGGACUAUUACCCACAUGGCUCUCUAAGUCACUACCUAAAUGUCCAGACCAACGACUGGGUCAACAGCUGUCGGUUAGCUCACUCCGUCACCAGAGGCCUGGCUUACCUGCACACGGAGCUCUUUAAAGGAGAUUUGUACAAGCCUGCUGUUUCCCACCGGGACCUGAAUGGCAGGAACAUCCUGGUCAAAGCUGACGGGACGUGCGUCGUUAUUGAUUUCGGUCUGUCCAUGAAACUGACGGGGAACAGGCCGGCGCGCCAUGGAGAGGAGGAGAAUGCUGCUAUAAGUGAGGUGGGGACGAUCCGCUACAUGGCCCCGGAAGUGCUGGAAGGUGCUGUGAAUCUGAGGGACUGUGAGUCGGCACUGAAGCAGGUGGACAUGUACGCUCUGGGUUUGGUCUACUGGGAGAUCUUCAUGAGAUGCACCGACCUUUUCCCUGGAGAAUCGGUGCCAGACUACCAGAUGGCCUUCCAGGCAGAGGCAGGAAACCACCCCACGUUUGAGGACAUGCAGGUCCUGGUAUCCAGGGAGAAACAGCGGCCCAAAUUCCCAGAGGCCUGGAAGGAGAACAGCUUGGCGGUUCGCUCUCUAAAGGAGACGAUGGAGGACUGCUGGGACCAGGACGCAGAGGCACGUCUCACGGCACAGUGCGCUGAGGAGCGACUCGCCGAGCUGCUCCUUAUAUGGGACCGCUCCAAGUCCGUCAGUCCCACCCUCAACCCCAUGUCCACCACGCUGCACAAUGAGAGAAAUCGCAUGACCCCCAAGUCUGGCCCGUACGCAGACCACCCCUCUAGCUACAUCGAAGAGCACGAGGGUGUUACUAAGAACCAGCAGGCGGACACCACCGCUUCCUUAACAGGCAGGGUCUCAGUGGGGAUUGGAGAGAGGAACAGGAAUUCCAUCAACCAGGAGCGCCAGCAGCAAGCAAACGCCCGUUUGCCCAGCCCAGAGGGCAGCAGCACCAGCAUGGGCCUGAGAGGCAGUCCAUCCGCCUCCACCACUACCACUACCAUCAUCUCAGAGUCUGAAGGGUCCGUAGGGGCCGGCACAGUCCCCGUUUGCCUACACCUGACCCAGGAGGAUCUGGAAACCACCAAGCUGGAUCCCAAAGAGGUGGAUAAGAACCUAAAGGAGAGCUCUGACGAGAAUCUGAUGGAGCACUCGCAGAAACAGUUCUGCUCACCUGACCCUCUGAGUCCUGGGAGUUCCAGCUUACUCUACCCCCUCAUCAAGAUGGCCAAUGAGGCUUCAGGAGUAUCGGAGCCUUCUGCUGCUAUGCCCACUGCUAUCUUUCCUCUCCCUAAGCAGCAGAAUCUGCCAAAGAGGCCAUCCAGUCUGCCGCUGAGAAACAAGCCCAGCAAGAAGGAGUCGUCGUCCUCCUCGCUGAGGUUUAAGUUCGGACGCUCGGGGAAGUCCAACCUGCGGCAGGUGGAGGGAACAAAGAUGAACAUUGGUGCCCCGACAGGCUCCGUUACUGUGGAGCCGCCGCCGGGAGCAGGGACUAACAACAUACCUGUGAUACGGGACCCACAUGUCAACGGGACUGUCAACGGUCACGCCAGCGGGGGGGUGUCCUCCUUAGUGUCUGUGGGGACGGGUGUUAUCCCGAAUGGCUCUGGGCCUCUGAGGUCGGACGACGGCCGGUUGAGCCUGGGUGUGAUCACCGCCAGCCCCGACGAACACGAGCCCCUUCUGAGCCGGGAGCGAGAGCAGCCCGACGGCGGAGCCGCACCCACGGGCGUCGCCGGCCUCCGUUCGGCCCGGCCCAACACCAACAACAACAACAGCAACACCGGGCACGGCCAAGGGGACGGCAACAGCGGCGGGGAGAGCGACGGGGGAGAGGAGGAGGGCGCCGCCGAGGGGACAAGCAAGGAGACGGCAGGCGAGAGUUCUGGGUUCUGCUCGGUUCCAGCAGACCCACCGAGGGACGCAACGGUCCCCAUGAGAGGAGAGGCGCUGCUCAGGCAGCCCAGAGUUCGCAGACCGGAGAGACCCAACUCUCUCGACCUUUCAUUCACCACACAAGAUCUAGCCUCUUUAGGGGAGGGCCUGGUGAGACCCGACGCAGCCGCGGGGACUGGAGAGAAAAUCAAGAAGCGUGUUAAAACACCUUACUCCCUUAAAAAGUGGCGACCCACCACAUGGGUCAUCUCCACAGACACCCGCGGCCCAGAGCUCAACAACAACGGCUCGGCCCGAGGGCUGGGUCACACCGAGAACGGGCCCAAGUCCACUUCCGCCAUCUAUCUGCAAGGUGGAGGCUUGUCCAGCGAGCCAAGCGACACGCAGGUGUGAGUUCAGAGCUUCUGCCCGGAAUGAGACCAGCGGAGAGAACUCGGCAAAAACAAAAUGGCCGCUCUACUCCGAAACACCAAAAGGAUGCUACGGAGUGCCGAUGAUCCGCCGAACCUGAUCUUGUACAGUAAUUGGGUCCGUCUCGCUCCCUCGUGUCUUUCCGAUGGCAUUGCUUUACAUGGAAUCCAGCUAUGCAGCGUUCUCACUCAUCUUUCUUCUUCGUUGGUUUCUAAAGUUUUUUUUUUUUUUUCCCCCCCCACCUCAUAAUAGCAAUCAAUCGAACUGAUCCACUUUGCUCCCUACGUGCACUUUGAACCAACGGAGAGAGAAAAAAAAAAAUCAGUGUUUCCAAGCGGCGUCUGUUGCGACCGCCAUUAAAAAGCGGUCUCUAAACUUAAAUAGGCGAUGACAACCAAUCAACACUCCCUUACUUUGCUGUGUGACGCUUGUUUAAUGUAAGCUCUGUAAAAAGAAGAAAAGAUUUGAUGUCUUAAAGACGGAACAAGCUACUUUUUUUUAUUAUUAUUAUUUCUUGAUCUGUAUGCAAUACCAUUUGUCUUUUAACCAUUAAUCUAUGUUUUUGUACCAUAAUCUUUAACUGUGCAAUAGGAUGUAGUUUUUAGAUGCUUACGCUGUUUUUAUGGCUUCCAUUUUUUUUUAAUUUCAUCUAUAUUUUGAUACAUUAAUCUUUGUUGCACUUAUGACUCGUCACAAUCUUUUUUUUUUUUGUGUUGCUUCAUGUUAACAAUCUGAGUUUAUCUCCGUCCCCAUGAGCUCAAGAGGAGAAAACGGAUGACAAUCCUCUCCUUUCCUUCGACUCUGAGCCGACUUUAAAGGAGGGGGGGACGCAAACGGUUACAAUCGACCCAAGCUGACUGGAAAUGUUUGUUCUCACUGCAAUCAAACCUAUGGAGCACCCUGGUACGUCAACUGACCUCACUGUGGACCGACUGAAACACUACAAAGCCCAGAUUCUGCUGUUUGAAAUCAGAAACUUAAAACGGACGCGCACAGAAGCACGCUGGAUAAUAUUUCUGCUUCUCGUUCUGAUCCUCUGUUGUUGGAAUGACUGAUUCAGUGUGUGUGUGGGUGUGCUGUCGCUCUUUGUCCGCUAGUAUCAUAUGUAGAGCCGUGUCGGCCUGUACAGGCGAGCUUAAACCUUCUCAUCCCCUUUGUUUGUCAGGACGCCAAUGACAGGAUCUCAUUUAUGUUUUUGUAAUCUGUAAUUUCUAUUAAAAAAAAAGCUAUGUGUAUUGGAUUGAUAUUUCCUUUUUUUUUUUUUUUUUUUUAAGAAAUGUGCAUUCAAUGGUUUCCAUUGCUAUGGGUCUGCUUGGUACCGUUUCUGUACACACUUUCAAGUCAUUAUGAAAGAAAAUAU